This is a messenger RNA of Eutrema salsugineum, 1487 nucleotides long. RefSeq lists its product as uncharacterized. The transcript has 3 exons. The record is from RefSeq and is a predicted model, not a curated record. NCBI's taxonomy places the organism in Eukaryota, Viridiplantae, Streptophyta, Magnoliopsida, Brassicales, Brassicaceae. Bases 145 to 1095 code for a protein of 316 amino acids.
UAAUUUCCCUAUCUUCUUCUCCAGUUUCUCUUUCAUUAGUGUCUUUGUUCUUCUGCUUCUUGGUGUUUCUUUUUUUUUUCCAAGGAAGUUAUCGAUACAGAUUGAGAGAUUACAGAUCCAUAUUGAAGAAUCAUAACCGUAAAAAUGCUGAACGCAAGAGCAAAGUUUCGACACAAAGAUCAAACAAUGUCUCAGUCUGUGGAUCCACAAUCAGAUCAGAUCGGACAUAACAACAACAACAACAACACCAAACCGAUCACUAAACCACUGGCUCUGAGUCUUUUGAUCGGUUUGAACAACAACAAGAGCAUCUCAGAUUCUGAUUUUGUCAGGAGCCCUAAAUCUCCUCUUGAAUUCAGGGUAUUGUCUACAAUGGCUGAGCCCUUCUUCCUCAGAUCAUCACUCACUACUCCUCUCAAUUGUUGUUGUGGUCCUGCUAAAGUUGGGUUAAGCAUUGUGGAUUCUCUCGGCGAUGAUCGAGUUUUGUCACCAGAUGUCGUGUUUGGACCAGCCUUGAGGAUCAAGUCUUCUGAGAUUAGGGCUAAAGAUCCCAAGUUGUUCCCAGAGCCUAAGUCCGUGAAGAUCGAAAAGGAAAGAUCUGGUGUUGUAUUCGAAAUCGGUGAGCCUGAGCCAAUCAGGUUAAGAAACCGUUCUUUUUCAGCGAAUGAUUGUCCGAGAAAAAACAGAGUUCUGUCUCCUUCCAAGUUCGGUUCAGAAGGAAACUCAGACAUUGCAUUGUCUCUAUCUGAGGAUGAGAUGGAGAUGUCAGAGGACUACACUUGUGUCAUUUCACAUGGUCCUAACCCGAAAACGACUCAUAUUUAUGGUGACCGAGUUUUAAAGUGUCACAAGUAUGUGUUGAAGAACGAGAAGCAUAUUGAAACAGAGUUAGAUUCCAUGUUCCCUUCGGAUAACUUCCUCAGCGUCUGUAACUUCUGCAACAAGAAACUUGAAGUUGGCAAAGACAUAUAUAUGUACAGAGGAGAGAAAGCAUUUUGCAGCGAAGAAUGUCGUUCGGAGGAGAUGAUGAUAGACGAGGAGGACCUGGAAGAUUCGUGCAUAGUUAUGCAUGAAUCUUUAAAGAAGCUCUUUUGAACCAGAAACAGCUAAUAAGACGAUGGCCAUGGGACGAGCUUUUAUAGGCCCGACCAUCGUCUAUUAACUACCUAUUAGACUUAUUAUAUAUGUAUUGACUAGUGUCUUGCCAAUGGUUAGGUAACAUUUUGGCACUAAUCUGGUUCAUCCGUCUACAAAGAGCUGUGUUUAUGCGCAUCUAUUAGCAGCUGCAGCAGCCACGGAUGGAUCGGCCGGCCUUCUUUUCUAUUGUAAAUUCUGUAAUGGGUUUUGUUUUGGUUUUGAUAUGGAAGUCGAAGUAUACUAAGAUCAUAAGCGAAUAAGUGUGGUAAAAGAGAGUGUUGGUUGCAUGAAAGGGACUGUGUAACCACUCCAUUUUCUUUUUUGAGUCAUGUUUUUAUGGACUUUCUAUU